Molecule: messenger RNA, 1200 nt
Organism: Metarhizium acridum CQMa 102
Lineage: Eukaryota; Fungi; Ascomycota; Sordariomycetes; Hypocreales; Clavicipitaceae
Source: RefSeq, a predicted model, not a curated record
AUGCAUUUCCAAGCGCUUGCAUCGUCUAUACUUCUUCUCUCCAGCGUGGUUGUGGCACACCCUGGGCAUGACCUCACCGACGAGAUUCUUGAGAGACGAUCUUUCAAAAAUUCCGUCCGCCAUGCCUCACUUAGCCACUGUGCCGAGAAACUGAAGGCGCGCGGGGUCCAAUCUCGCAACCUGGAGCGAAGAGCAGCAGCAGCUGCCAUGGCUCGCCUUUCCCGUCGUGUUUCCAGGAGAGAUACGGACUCGGUACUCGGCGAGUCGCACAACAAGACCAGCCUCGGCUAUUCUGAGAACACCAGCGUCUCGGAAAUCUUUUCUGGGAAUGCCUCGUGCGUACUUACACCAGAAGUUACCCAAGGUCCAUACUAUGUGGGCGGAGAACGGAUCAGAAAGAACGUCACUGAAGGCCAAGCCGGAGUGGACAUAGCCCUGGACUACCAGGUCAUUGACGUUGACACGUGUGAUCCCGUGCCAAACGUCUACGUUGAGAUCUGGCACUGCAACUCCACCGGUGUCUAUUCCGGCGUUGUCGCCAACGGCAACGGGGACUCAUCCGACGAGACCAACAUCAACAACACCUUUCUACGAGGCAUACAAAAGACAGACUCGGACGGUGUUGCCCAGUUUGACUCGCUGUUUCCCGGGCACUACACCGGUCGGGCGACGCACAUCCACGUCAUGGUGCAUACCAACGCAACCGAGCUGUCGAAUCAAACACUGGGCAAUCAAGUCUAUGCCAGCCACGUAGGACAGGCCUUUUUCGACCAAGAUCUGAUUACCGCUGUCGAAAAGGUCGAGCCAUAUGCCUCCAAUUCGCAGCCAUUCACCCAGAACUCGGACGAUAGUAUUCUGACCGAAGAGGCUGAUACGACUGAUCCGCUGAUGGCCUACACAUUGUUGGGAGACAGUGUCGCCGACGGUCUUUUUGCCUGGCUGGCAUUUGGCAUCAACACAUCCUAUGUAAACGAAGUUCAGCCUGCGUCCUUCUAUUACGAGUCGGGCGGCGUUGAAAACCCCAAUUCUCAGUUCGGGGGUCCUGGGGGGAAUGGAAGCGGCCGGCCUGGGGCAAGCAAUGGCACGGGCACCUCGGGAGGGAUUUCCUCGCCCACCGCCAUCAGUAUGGGAAAUAGGUACACCAUUGGCGCUGUGACCUUCUCCUUGGUAGUACUUAUGCUGCCUCUGCUCUGGCUCUAG